Molecule: messenger RNA, 1450 nt
Organism: Symsagittifera roscoffensis
Lineage: Eukaryota; Metazoa; Xenacoelomorpha; Acoela; Convolutidae
Product: 5-hydroxytryptamine receptor 1A-like
Exons: 2
Coding region: 1-1395 (464 amino acids)
Biological process (GO): G protein-coupled receptor signaling pathway, coupled to cyclic nucleotide second messenger; chemical synaptic transmission
Cellular component (GO): plasma membrane; dendrite
Molecular function (GO): G protein-coupled serotonin receptor activity; neurotransmitter receptor activity
Source: RefSeq, a predicted model, not a curated record
AUGCUGGCAGAUUUUAAAAUCGAACCGGUUUUCUCAACUUGUCAAUUGUGUUUUUCAGGCUCCUGGGCGGGCAACAGACUCCUCUGCAACAUCUGGCUCACAGUCGACAACAUCAACUGCACGGCCACUUGUUUCGCCAUUCUGACCAUCGGCAUCGAUCGCUAUUGGUCAGUGGCACAUCCGUUCCAUUACAGGACAAAUAUGAGUCAGAAGUGGGUUGUCCUUUACAUUUCCAUCACCUGGUCUGUCCCCUUCCUCAUCUACGUUCCCUCAAUCUUCAUGAUCCAGCAGUUUGAACUACUUGGUCCGGAUCGAAACUUCACCGAGAACCGAACAUGCCAAGUUCAUUUCCGGUCGAACCUUAUCUGGGUUUUCGCGAUGACACUUGUCAAUUUUUGGGCAGUUUUGGUAACGCUUACAGUUUUGUAUGUGAAGAUCUAUAAAGUCACAAAAUUUUUCUGGAGCCGAAGGAGUAACCGAAGCAACCUUCCGACUCCAAAUAUUCGCCAGGAACCCUCGGGGUCCCAACUGGGUUCCAGGAACAACCAAUCCAGCAGCCAGAUGGACGCGGCCGGGUUCAACUCAAACAACCCUGAAAUAUGUAUCACAUCAAACGGAUUCGAUAAAAACGCCAUCAUUCGCAAUUCCUCCGAGGGAAUGGACGUCCGAGUUUCCCAAUCCGAAGAAUACCUUUCGAAGCGAUUCACAAAACGGCAAUCUAGAGAUUCUAAUGGAAAAACAAUCGAUAAUAACAUAAAUGCGAGCGUCUCGGCAAUUCAAAUGGCUCCGUGUCAAAAACGACGAGAUAGCAAUAACCGAAAUACUUCGAAUCGGAACUGGCCCACUUAUGACGAACCAAAAUCUGCUAAGCUCCCGCCCAAAUUCAAAACAGGAUCUAUUUCACUCGGCGUUCCUCCCCCAGACCACUAUACGUUCCGACGGCACUCCUCGGCGUGUCCCGGAGACAUCCCCAAAUUGGGGGGACCCCCGCCCCCCAGUCCUUCGUUUCAGGACUCGACCCGACUGAGAAUCAAACGAGUGAGCGAAGCUAUUUUGCGACUUCCGCUGCAGCUGAUCGAAAAUAUGAGUGAACAAAAAACUUCAAUGCGAAUCUUGACUGCAAUUAUGACGUCAUUUGUGGUGUGUUGGAGCCCAUACAGUAUAGUAGCAAUUGUUCACGCUUUCCAACCGGAAGUAAUCAGCGCUAAAUUGGUUGAAUUGUUUUAUGCUUUCUCUUACUUAAGCUGUCUUGUCAACCCAAUUGUAUACACAUGCGCAAAUCUGGCGUUCAGAGAUGCAUUUAAGAAGAUAAUAAACCUGGAUGAACUCAGAUCUUGCUGCUUCAAACCCGGUUUCAAAAUACCCGGAAACUUGUAUGCAACUACAAGAGUUUAGCACUUAAUGAACAAAGUUUUGUAUUUCUACCCUUCAAAAGAAUUCGAAUCCUGAA